This is a messenger RNA of Ailuropoda melanoleuca (giant panda), 536 nucleotides long. RefSeq names its product transcription elongation factor A protein-like 8. Bases 131 to 487 code for a protein of 118 amino acids. The transcript has a single exon. NCBI's taxonomy places the organism in Eukaryota, Metazoa, Chordata, Mammalia, Carnivora, Ursidae. The record is from RefSeq and is a predicted model, not a curated record.
GCCCCGGAUCCUUUCAGGACUCUUUGGUCUUUUGGGCACGACAUAAAUCGAGUGAGGGAAGGAGGCAGCAAUAUCCCCCUGGAUCCCUGCAGGAUUAAUUUAUUCAAAGAAUAACAGAAAAAUACUCAAUAUGCAAAAGUCUUGUGAAGAAAAUGAAGGAAAACCACAGCACACGUGGAAGACUGAGGCAGACCACCCUUCGGAAGAUGUACCCCAGGAGGCAGAGGGAAAUCCUCAACCUUCCAAAGAAGAAGGUGUAAGCCAGGAGGCAGAAGGAGAUCUGAGAGGAGGGCUGACCCAGCCUGGCCAGGGGUUUAAAGAGGACACUCCUGUGAGGCAUUUGGACCCUGAAGAAAUGGUAAGACAAGUAGAUGAGUUGGAAGGGAUUAGGGAGGAGAUAAGAAGGGUAAGAAACAAGUUUGUGAUGAUGCGUUGGAAGCAAAGACAUUCUCGCAGCUGUCCUUACCCUGUGUGCUUUAGGCUUUGAAUUCUUUUUUUGUCUGAUAUUAAAAUCUGGCCCCUGCUUUCUUUGUGUU